CACGUGUUUACUCACGGCACAGUCGCGCGUGUCUUUUUCGUGUCAUGUCUCCUCGGGUUGUGCACGCGAAUGCGCUUGAGUGGGUGAAAGCGGGACGGGACGGUGGUGACUGAGGACUGGUUCGAGGCACUACCGCGCGUGUGUAUUUGUUUUCGGAGUGCGCCGUUAUGGAAAUGAGCACGCUUAACUUGCUUCCUGACAGCAAAGCGGACGGGAUCGGAAACCGCAAUGGUGAUACAACGGACAUCAAGGUGUCGGUCUCGCACCCAGCCAAACGGAUGAGUCCGAUCGAGAGCGACAGCUUGCACCGCCUCAGAGACCGAAAGUUCCUGCUGGAGGAUAAGCGGCGGCUUUGCGCGUGCGCGCUCGGAGCCGCUCUCCUCGGCAUCCUGCUCAUGAUUCUGCACGCGGAGCUCUGUCCCGCUGUUUACCUGCCGGGCUCCAUCUCUGCCCUCUGCAUAAACUGCCUCAUCAGCUUCUCCACCGGCUGUCUGCUCAUCCUUAUCAUUGCCUUCCAUUAUAAAGACAUCCGGCUCUUCAUCAUUGACCACAACCAAGUGGACUGGCGCAUUGCCAUAACCACGAACCGUGUGCUUUGCAUUUCUCUGGAGCUAUUGGUUUGUGCCCUUCACCCAGUGGGUAUCUACUUGGGCCCCAUGACUUCAGGAACAAACUGUUCCUCCUCCACUUCCCCCCAAGUUUCAGUGCCGCUGUGCCUCUGCAGCAGUCCCAAGGAAGCAUGGCUGGAGUUGGAGCUGCUUCUAUCAGCACUGAUGUUCUUGCGCCUGUACCUGGUGCGCCGGACCAUUCUGCUUCACAGCAAGGUGCUGCUGAGUGCCUCUUAUAGGAGCAUCGGUUCACUCAACAACAUCAACUUCACUUUCCGCUUCGUUCUCAAGGUACUCUUGAACAAGUACCCAGCACGCACGAUCCUGGUUUUUAUCAUGUUCUUCUGGUUUACCUCUUCCUGGAUGCUACGGCUGUGUGAAAGGCAGGCCCAGGUGGCGACAGGUGGUAUGGGUACAGCUCUCUGGCUCAUCGCUAUCACCUUCCUUACAGUAGGUUAUGGAGAUGUGUCUCCAGAAACCACAUGUGGCAAAGUGGUCUGCCUCUUCACAGGUGUCAUGGGUGUAGCGUGCACUGCUAUGUUAGUUGCAGUUGUGACAAAGAAGCUAGCACUGAACAAAGGAGAGAAGCAUGUUCACUUCUUCAUGCUGGAUAUCCAGAUCACUAAAGAGAUCCGCAAUGCUGCUGCAAACGUGCUGAGGGAAUGCUGGCUUCUCCAUCGCUCCAUGCAGGCCAAGGACAAGCACAGGGAGCACCGACGCCACCAGAGGUGCCUGCUGGAGGCCAUUCGUAUAUUUCGUCACUUGCGGCUGAAGCAGAGAAAACUGAGGGACUACACAACUGAGAUGGUGGAGGUCUCCAAGAUGCAAAUGAUCAUGUGUGACCUGAGUGCCAGCUGGAACAACUCAUACCGAGAGCUGGAACAGCGCAUCAUCUCUAUGGAGCAGAAGCUGGACGAGUUGGGCCAGUCAUUCCAGAUCACAUCCGAGCUGCUGAGCCAGGCAUUGCAGCACCGCCACCUUGUCCGCAGGUAUCGUCCCAAUCCAGCAGGGCACAGUUUAUCAGCUGCAAUGACUGGAAUCAGAGGGCCAAAUUGUUAUACAAAUUGGUUAUAUAAUGUAUGAUGAAGAUAGAAAAGGCAUAUCAAAAGAUGAUGACAGGAACCAAAAUGUAAAAAAAAAGAUAGAAAUUCUAUAAAAACAAAUAGAUAUGUAGAAGAGAUACCGUAGGAAAGGAUAGGAGUGAACCAUACAACAACACAACAACUGUGGUGAGGUCAACCUUCUGGCCAUUUCAACUGACUGGAGGAAAAUGUAUUCUUUCUGUGCAGAGUGAAUAAAGAUAUAAACCAUAUCUGGAUUCAGCAAAGGAUUAAUUUACUCUAACUUCUGCAAGGCCCACACUGUCAUGUCCACGUGCAUAGAUGCUCAGAGUGCCCACUGCAGACUGCAGCUUGUGUACAAUGCUGCGCUGUAGCUCAUAAGAGCUAACUGCCAUGCACCUGUUCCAAAGCGUGCACUUUUCAGGACUCUCAAAACACCCAGACUUUGCAAAGUAUAUGCUCUGUACCUUGUGUCUCACAUUACCAACCCUUUUGUUCUUGUAUUGCUACUCUGGUCUGACCUUGUUUUGUAUAUUUGGAUUUUGUCUUUCAUCUUUGCCUUCGCUAUUCAGUUUGUGCCUCGCCUGACCUCUGCUUAUUAUAUGAUGUGGCGGAAAAGUGUGAUAAGACUCGAGGCUGUUAGGAAAAAGCAUACAGAAAUAUGAGUUUAUUAAUACCCUUGCAAGAGUAGGCCUUCCCAGUGAAAGCGUUUCAAAAAAACGUUUCACCCAGAGAGGCGUUCUCUAUUUUCACACACACUGUUUUAUACAUGUUCGCAUAACUGACAUAUCAGAUGUUCCCCUGUUAUCUCUUUUCACCGUCAGGGGCAUCUCUCCUUCUAUCGCUACCUCGUUAUCCUGGCUAUCAUUACGUUUACACAUUUACAAUAACCUUGCAAAAUAGAACAGUGUCACACAAAACAUUUUUCAUCUUAUAUAAGCAUGAGACAGUGUCUGACCUUCCGUCUAAGGAUCUGAGAGGCACAGAUUCUCUAAAAAUUAUAAUUUUCCUCGACAAUGACCAUGAGUUUGCGUGACGUUUUGGAACUGUUUACCAAUGUGUUUAUAAAUACAUCUUCCUGCACUCGCAUCCAUCUACCACCUUUACAUGAUGCACACAACCUGGCAGUGACGGGAGAAGGGGAAUUUUAAAUGUAAAACAGGUCAUACAGCUUGAGGGGUAUGUCUGCCUAUA
Molecule: messenger RNA, 2863 nt
Organism: Neoarius graeffei (lesser salmon catfish)
Lineage: Eukaryota; Metazoa; Chordata; Actinopteri; Siluriformes; Ariidae
Gene: kcnn4
Product: potassium intermediate/small conductance calcium-activated channel, subfamily N, member 4
Exons: 8
Coding region: 168-1691 (507 amino acids)
Biological process (GO): potassium ion transmembrane transport
Cellular component (GO): neuronal cell body; neuron projection; plasma membrane
Molecular function (GO): small conductance calcium-activated potassium channel activity; intermediate conductance calcium-activated potassium channel activity; calmodulin binding
Source: RefSeq, a predicted model, not a curated record